Molecule: messenger RNA, 3762 nt
Organism: Carassius auratus (goldfish)
Lineage: Eukaryota; Metazoa; Chordata; Actinopteri; Cypriniformes; Cyprinidae
Product: SHC-transforming protein 2-like
Exons: 10
Coding region: 97-1569 (490 amino acids)
Biological process (GO): intracellular signal transduction; cell surface receptor protein tyrosine kinase signaling pathway
Cellular component (GO): plasma membrane
Molecular function (GO): receptor tyrosine kinase binding
Source: RefSeq, a predicted model, not a curated record
CUGAAUCCCUCUUUAUUGACCUGGUUUGAAUAAGCAUUAUUCUUAGGCUCACACUCAUUCCUCAUUCAUUUUCAUACUGUGGUCGCACUAAUACACAUGGGAAGUUGUUUAUUAUCGGUUUUCCAGAUAUGUGAGAUUGUGAUAUCUGGUAAUACCACUCUAAUAGUUAUCUUUAUCUUUGUAAAUGUGUGUGUAUGUGAACACAGGGAGUCCAUCAACAGGUUGUGUGAAGCUGUACCAGGAGGAAAAGGAGCCUGGAAGAAGAAAGCCACCAGUAAAACCCUCCAGUCUAUCAUGGGGAAGAGUAACUUGCGUUUCGCUGGAAUGAGCAUCGGUGUCAACAUCUCCAUUGACGGCUUGAGUCUACUCGUCCCCACCACACGACAGGUGAUUGCCCAUCACCCCAUGCAGUCCAUAUCUUUCGCCUCUGGUGGAGACUCGGUGAGCCCUCUUCUUUCCGCUCUUACCAUUUUCCUCUCCAUUAACAAAUGCCACUUGAUUCUCACUUGGAUUUGUAAUCUUGUGUUGCAGGAUACACCAGAUUACGUCGCUUAUGUGGCCAAAGACCCUGUCAAUCAAAGAGCGUGUCACAUCCUGGAGUGCGGUGACGGUCUCGCCCAGAAUGUGAUCAGUACCAUCGGCCAGGCCUUCGAACUGCAGUUCAAACAGUACCUACACAGCCCACCCAAAGCCAUUCCCGCCAUGGAUAGGACCAUACGAACAGAGGAGUCGGCAUGGGGUGAUGACGAGGAAUCAUCUGAGCACAAUUACUACAACAGCAUACCAGGAAAGGAGCCUCCUGUUGGGGGAGUGGUGGACUCUAGGCUCAGGCCUCCUGCGGGCCUACUGGGUCAUGUCCAUACGCAACCACAGAGCAAAACCACUCAGAUGGGGUCACCGGCCAAAAGAGAUGCAGGCAGCCUCCCUGCCACCCACUUGUGUUAUGAAGUGCACUGGGACACAGAGAAAAACAGCAGCUCAAGUUUGACUUCCGAUGGUUACCUGCGAGCAGACGGUCAUCCUCCAGGUAGCCGCGAUUACGAGGAACACCUGUACGUAAACACCCAGAAUCUGGACAACAUGGAGGCUUCAGCGGAUGCCCGAGGAGGACGUAGACCCGAGAGUCCAAAGAAAGACAUUUUUGAUAUGAGACCGUUUGAGGACGCCUUGCGUCUACACGAGGCCAGUGGAGUUUGUGUAUUGGAGGACAAAUGGCCGAGUCCCCCACGCCGUCGGGCCCCCGUGGCCCCAACAGAGGACCAGCUGCGGCGGGAGAUGUGGUAUCACGGGCGCAUGAGCCGCAAGGAUGCAGAGAAUCUGCUGGGCCGAGAUGGAGAUUUCCUGGUGCGGGACAGCGCCACUAAUCCGGGCCAGUAUGUGCUGACUGGGAUGCAGUGUGGGCUUCCCAAACAUCUGCUGUUGGUGGAUCCUGAAGGAGUGGUUCGGACUAAAGACAUGCUUUUUGAGAGCAUCAGCCACCUGAUCAACUACCACCUGACAAACAAGCUGCCGAUUGUUGCAGCAGAGAGUGAGUUACACCUCCAGCAGGUGGUCUGCAGAAUGAACUGACCUCUAUCUGAAGCCCAUAUUGAGUACAUGGGUGUAAGGCCGUCCCCCGUGCCGCCAAUCUAGAGGCCCCACACUGUUGCCUUAAACAGACUCUGAGCUUUCACUGGGACUUGUGGGAUAUCGCUGUUUCUUAAGCACUGACCACAAACAGCUUUCAGCAUGUCUUGCUCCAUCAACCCCUUCUUCAACAGAGAAGACCCCAACUGAGACUUUGGCAUUGGGAAAUAAAGUGCUUGUGAUCACUGAGUUUCCCAGCAGACUGUUCUUGGCAUUGCCUGAAAUGUGAACUUAGGAGAAACCUAUGAGACAGACAGUCUUAUUCCCUUCCUUUACAUCCAUACGAGCGCUCGUAAUCAGUGAACUGUUGUUUCUAAAUAUGAUGUAUUGAGUAACUGUGGCUCUGAUCUUCUCUAAUGGUCACCUCUGAGACUGUGGACAUCUUUGUGUGUUGUGCAUACCAACGAUAUGCUCUCAGGAUGCAGUAUUUGUUAAGGACAUUAUAUAAAGCUCAUAAGCUCAGUUGCUUUAAUUCAGUCGUGUCAAAUGCACGUUUAAUAUAUGCACUCAGGACCAAACUUUUGGGUCGUUCUCAUGUGAUAUUGCCCUUUUUUAAAAUUUGGUGAUUCAGACAUGCAUUAUACUUCACAAAUAUUUAAUUUCUCUUUUGUGUUUAGUCACAAAGAGUUGCCCACAAUGUGCACCAUUUUGUUUUAAGGUGCAUUCAGUAGUUUGGUGGCAAUUAAAAAAACUAAUUAUAAAAUAAAAGCAGUCAAAUUAGCAAAACGUAAGAUUCAAAAACAAAGGUCUGCUGUCCAUUAUCUAUGGUGUAGGGAUGGAUGAAGCACCACAAAUUCAGAGGCCACUUCCAAACUAAGCAGCUUUUUUUGUUAAAUGUGGCGAAUUUGCAACCGUACAGAAUCCUUAAAUCCAGGCUGGGAAAUAUUUAGCGUGUGGUGACGUUUGCCAAGGUUCAACAAAUUUUUAAUAGGCAAAGUACAGUAAUUUCAUUAGGAAUCCAUUCACCUGAUCAACUACCACUUGACAAACAAGCUGCCAAUUUAGGUAACAAACUUGAUGAACUUGAUGAAAAUUUCCAUGGGGAAAUGUUUCACAUCAGUCUAGUCAUUUCAAUAGGAAUCUGUACGAUCAGGAAUUUCAUGUGAGAGUCCAAAAGCGAAGUGAAUAUUCACAUCGCGUUACUCACUCUACAUUACUCACAGGUUGUUUUUUGCAUUACUUGCGCAAAUAAAAACAUAAUUAUGCUUUCCUACAUUUUCUGAUAUAACCGGACAUAUCAAGCCAGACAUGUCAAUAAAAGUUUCGCUCAUUGGCUUGCGCGACAACGAAUAAUGUUAAUUUCCCACUCGAGUUGAAAUUUUUCAACUUGUGCGGAAAACGCAAUUGAGCAGCAAUUUGCGAAUUGAACAACAAAUUGCGAAUUCACAUCUAUUUAUGUCUUUUCAUUGAUUAUCUAUGUAAUCUACUCGCCCAAAUGGUGUACACACCUUUCCCCAUGGGUUUCUGGUCAUGCAGAUUUGCUACAUUGACCAACAAAAAACUGCUUGGUUUAAAAAUGACUUAUUUGCUUCAUACAUCUCUACGCUAUUGACAGUUGUACAUUUUCCCCACAAAAUUCUUACACUAAUUUGUUAAUGCAGCCCUUACACUAUUAUGCACAGAUUCCUAUGGAGAUGAGUGCAAUUUUGCAGUACAAUGUGAACACACCCUAAAAUGUCUGAGAGAAUUCUCAAAAUCCUAUAGAUAUGCUAGUAGCAAAGUGUAGUCUAGUGACUGCUUUACCAGUGAAGACAACAGAAGAAUCCCUACCAGUACGACCAACAACAACAAAAAAACAAGUGCAAACCAUGCAGACAUACACAAAGUGGAAAGAUCCUAUGAUCCUAGAAAAAGCCCUUAUCACCAUUGUGGCUUCCGUACUUUAAGUACACAAAGAACAGCAAUGCUAACGCUAUCUAACAACUGAAUGCACCUUCAAAGUCCUCAUAUAUGUACUUUUGCUGUUGAUCUGGACACAAAAGUCAACCACAAACAUUUUUAUAAAUUUCAGUAAGUAGUUUGUAAUGUCAAACCAUCUUUUUUCAACCUAAAAGCUGCUUUCUGAAGAAACCUGUCUCUAUAAAUGUUCAAAUAUUCUGGUUAUAUAAAAAGAGUUUGGUUCACUACCAUGUAUAA